AUGCAAGGACUGGGCUGUGGCACAGCUACAUUUCCUUGCACCGUUCAGAGGAGCCUGGUGCUCCUUGGGAUCUCCAUUUUGCUGACUGGAACAGGGAUUGGGAUCUGGUUUUGGGUAUUUUUCAGAAUCAACCAAGGUAACUUCUUGCUGGAGGGCCAGGUGGAGGGUCUACCCGACCGGCUUCUUCUGUGCCAUGAAAACUGGGACCUCUCCUUGGGGAUCCUCAUCUGCCGACAACUGGGCCACUUCCAACUCACCCACCACAAAGGGGUCAACCUCACAGAUGUGAAGGUGGGCAUCACCCAAGAGUUUCUGGAGGUUUCACCCAACUGGAAGGAGAAUGCCAACGAGAGAUGGCAGAUCAGGAGAAGAUGCUCAUCAGGUCGGAUCGUGGCCCUUAAAUGUUCUGAGUGUGGCAUGAAGAUGCCAGAGACAACUGGAAGGAAGGAUCUCCCCUUGGGCCACCAGCCAUGGCAGGUUGGCCUCCAUCUCAAUGGCAAGCGGGUCUGCGGAGGGGCUUUGCUGUCUCAUCGAUGGAUCGUCAGCGCCGCCCACUGCAUGGACAGUCCUCCUAACAUUUCCAACUGGGUGGCCUUGGUAGGGCUUGGUCUCCCUGCCAGAAGCAAAGAAGAGGCUGGACAAGCGAUGGACAAAAUAAUCCUCCACCCCAGCUACAACCCUGUGAACCAUGACUACGACCUCGCCAUGCUGAAGCUCAAGGAGCCACUGAGUCUCUCAGAUGCCAUCCGGGCUGUUUGUCUGCCUCGCUACCAUCAGGACGUCUCCAAUGGCAGCACCUGUUGGAUCUCAGGCCAGGUCUAUCCAAGACAAGAGAACUCCACGGUUCCUAUUGCUGAGAUGUGGGUGGAAAUGCCAGUGGUCCUACAAAGCCCCAAGGAUUGCAACGGCUCCUGCGGAGAUGCGGGGAAAAUCACCCCGAGGAUGCUGUGCGCCCAUUAUUUGGAUGGCACCAUUGGUGCCUGCAAGGGAGAAAGUGGCGGUGCACUGGUUUGCCAGCAUGAGCGCAUGCAUUUAGUGGGCGUCGGAAUCCAGGACGAUGGGUGCAAACAGACAAACAGGCCUGGACUUUAUACAAAAGUGGUGUCACUUCUGGACUGGAUCCAUCGCAUCAUGGAAGCGGAUUAA
Molecule: messenger RNA, 1146 nt
Organism: Anolis sagrei ordinatus
Lineage: Eukaryota; Metazoa; Chordata; Lepidosauria; Squamata; Anolidae
Source: RefSeq, a predicted model, not a curated record